AUGAUGAAUUUUUUAAUAUCAAAAAUAAAAAUUUGUAAUUUCUUAUCAUUUUUCGGUGAAUUUGAAAUAUCGUUAAAAUCUCUAACAGGAAUUAUGUGUAAUUUUUAUGAAGGUAAGAUUGAUUUUCUAAGAGCAUUUGAAUUUGUAUUCGGUGGUGAAAUAAAUGAAAAUCCGUUAGUAUUCGUUCAUGAAGUAUUAAGAGAAAAUUUUUUUAAAAAAAACGGUAAGGCUUGCAUAGAACACAGAAUGUCGGAUAUUAUAAUUACAAAAUCCAAUUAUGAAGAAAAAUUACAAAAUUUAAAUCUGAAUAUAAAAAAAAAAAAUUUGAUAUUUGAUCAAAGGCAAUUUGUUGAUUGCAUAUGGAGUUCAGAGGAUGAAGAUUUAGAAAAAAUCAUUUGUGAAUGCUUAAGCGAAUUAUAUUCAUCUCAUUUUGAUAAAAAUAAUAUUUCGGAUGAAGAAAAUUUUAAUGAUGAAACAGGAAAAAUUGAUUUCGAUGAAACAAAUAAUGAUAAAUUAGAGAAAAUGAUAGAAUUAGAAAAAGAAUAUGAUCUUUUAAGAGAAAAAAUAAACGAAACGAAAUGUAAAAUUGCAAUAUUGUGGCCUCAGAUAUACCACGAAGAAAUUUACACGGCCAUUAAUACAGAAUAUGAAAUCGAUAAUAUUUCAAAUAAUAUUUGUUACAAAUUAGCCAGCGGAUAUGAAUAUUUACGUAAAAGUCAUCUUCAAAAUCGUCUUACGAAUCAGUAUGGAAGACUUCACGAAUAUUUGCAACCGAGUAAAUAUUUACAAGUUUUGAAAAAUAUUAUAGGAAGUGACACGUAUUAUGCCAACCUGUGCGAUACAAUGGAAGAUGCAAUGAAUUGUAUAAAUCUGUUUUCUGGAGAAAGAGGCGUGGAAAUAAAAACUCUGGAACAAGUUUUAAUUUUUUUAUGUAAAUUAUCACAUUUCGGUGUGAUCGAUAAAGUUCCUGUCAUUCAUCAAAAACGUUUUGACAUGGAUUUGAAUAAUAAUAAUUAUUAUUAUUAUUAUGAAGAAGAACAUAUUUUUUUUAAAUUCGAUGGAAUUAUUAAUUAUCAAUAUUUAACAUACGAUAUGAUUAAAUUGGAAAAUGAAAAUGAAUUAAACGAAGAAAUUAUUCAACUUAAACUAAACGAGGAUAGUCAAUUAGAUGAUUAUAAUAAUUAUUUGACAAAGUUGAAGAUUGUUAAAAACGAAAAGAAACGAUUUGAAAAUCAAUUCGAAGGGAUAAAAGAAGAAAUGAGAAGUUUUAACCCAAUUUCCAUUCAGGAUUCUGUCGUUGUGCAAAUGAAAAAUUAUAAUAUAUUUGACAAAGUGAGAAAAUCAAAUUAUUUUAUUGAAAAAGAACUUGUGGCAUUUAAAAAAAUAAUGAGUUUAGAUGAUUUGAAUGAUUUUACAGGAUGUGAAAAAUGGAGAAAAAUGAUAAUAGGAUCAAUAACACGAGAUUUGAAUGAAAUAAGAAAAGAAUAUAAUAAAGCUUUAAAUAAUUUAAAAUUUAUUGAAAAUGAAAGGAAAGAUGCAUUGGAUCCUUUUAUAAAACAUUGCGAUUGUUAUUUAUAUUCAACCUUUUACCAUUUGAUGGGUGAUUCAUUACCAAAUUUGGAAAUAAAAUUUAACAACUCUUCGAGAAAAUGUUUAAAACUACUUUCUCGAUUAAGUCAUGAUGAUGCCAUUGUCAAUUACAUAGACAUAAAAAAUUUUAAUACAUUUUUAAAAUUUUUAUCAAUUCUAUCACUAUUUUUAGAAUUAGCAGUAUAUGAAAAAAUUCCAUUGUUAAUUUUCGAAGAAUUGGAACAAUUUUUUCCCUCGAGUAAUUUCAAUUUGGAAAUAUUAUUUAGCAAACAAUCUGUCAUGGAUGCAUUAUUCAAAGAAGAAGAUGACGACAAACAAUUUCAUUUGAUGAUGAGAAUCGGACAAUUCUUAUUAAAUUAUAUAAAAAAGAAUAAUCUAGGAAAUCGAGUAAGAAAAAAUGAAAAAAUGAAAGAUAUGAUGACUGGACCGACACAAAUAAUUUUUUUUGCAAAUAAUUUUAUACAUGCUGCAAAUCAUUACAUUUGGAUUCACAGACAGGUUUUACCAGAUGAGCAUAUAACUGAUGAAUGCGAUUCAUAUUCAGCGAUACAUGAAUUAAAUUUAAAUUUAUUGAUGUGA
Pediculus humanus corporis (human body louse) is the source of this 2169-nucleotide messenger RNA. RefSeq lists its product as uncharacterized. The record is from RefSeq and is a predicted model, not a curated record. The transcript is spliced from 17 exons. Bases 1 to 2169 code for a protein of 722 amino acids. Lineage: Eukaryota; Metazoa; Arthropoda; Insecta; Psocodea; Pediculidae.